AUGGACUUUGAACUGCCACUAAUUAUGGAGAUCCAAAUGGUUAAUGGUCCGCAGGUCAGAACAGGGCAUUGUGGAGAUCAGACGGCUGUGGACUUGAAGUCACAAACAAAACAUUGAAAACUGAACUUCCUCAGGGAGGGACAUUUUGCCACGGUUUACAAGGCCAGCGACAAGAACACCAACCAAAUUGUCACCAUUGAAAAGGUUAUAAUAAAGGAUAAUAGUUUAGUCCUGACACAAUCACACAUCAGAGCCUACAUGUUGAUUACUCUUCAAAGGUUAGAAUAUUUACAUCAACACUGGAUUCUACAUAGGGAUCUGAAACCAAACAACCUGUUGCUAGAUGAAAAUGGAGUUUUAAAGCUGGCAGAUUUUGGCCUGGUCAAACCAUUUGGAAGCCCCAAUAGAGCUUAUACACAUCAGGUUGUAACCAGGUGGUAUCAGGCCCCUGAGUUACUAUUUGGUGCCAGAAUGUAUGGCGCAGGUGUGGACAUGUGGGCUAUUGGCUGUGUAUUAGCAGAGUUGCUUCUAAUGGUUCCUUUCUUGCUGGGAGAUUCAGACCUUGACGAACUAACAAGAAUAUUUGAAACUUUGCUCACCCCAGCUGAGGAACAGUGGCCUGACAUGUGCAGUCUUACUGAUUUCGUGACAUUUAAGAGUUUCCCUGGAAUCCCAUUACAACACAUCAUUGCCACAGGAGCUGACUUGCUAGCUCUCAUACAAGGCUUAUUCUUAUUUAAUUCGUGUACUCAAAUUACAGCCAUGCGGGCUUUGAAAACUAAGUAUUUCAGUAAUCGGCCAGGGCCAACACUUGGAUGUCAGCUGCCAAGACCAAGCGGUCCAGUGGAAACAUUAAAGGAGCAAAGUAAUCCAUCUCUGGCACCAAAAUGGAAGAGAACAGAGGCCUUGGAGCAAGGAGGAUUACCCAAGAAGCUAAUUUUUUUAGUUACAGAUAACACUAGACAGUAUUUUACUACUGAAGGUAAUAGUCAAAAAGGCAACUGA
Molecule: messenger RNA, 1005 nt
Organism: Molossus molossus (Pallas's mastiff bat)
Lineage: Eukaryota; Metazoa; Chordata; Mammalia; Chiroptera; Molossidae
Product: cyclin-dependent kinase 7-like
Biological process (GO): positive regulation of transcription by RNA polymerase II; protein phosphorylation
Cellular component (GO): cytoplasm; nucleus; transcription factor TFIIK complex
Molecular function (GO): cyclin-dependent protein serine/threonine kinase activity; RNA polymerase II CTD heptapeptide repeat kinase activity; ATP binding
Source: RefSeq, a predicted model, not a curated record